Molecule: messenger RNA, 552 nt
Organism: Fraxinus pennsylvanica
Lineage: Eukaryota; Viridiplantae; Streptophyta; Magnoliopsida; Lamiales; Oleaceae
Source: the annotation of a GenBank genome assembly
AUGGAUCUUCUUCUUCUAGAGAAGACCCUUCUGGGACUUUUCUUCGCCAUUAUAGUUGCCACUGUAGUCUCUAAACUACGUGGCAAACGCUUCAAGCUCCCUCCGGGCCCAAUUCCAGUUCCGGUUUUCGGCAAUUGGCUCCAAGUCGGCGAUGAUUUGAACCACCGAAAUCUAACCGAAUAUGCCAAGAAAUUCGGUGACAUAUUCUUGCUCAGAAUGGGCCAACGUAAUCUCGUCGUGGUUUCAUCGCCAGACCUUGCAAAGGACGUUCUGCACACCCAGGGAGUUGAGUUCGGUUCACGCACAAGGAACGUCGUUUUCGACAUUUUCACCGGUAAAGGCCAAGACAUGGUGUUCACCGUCUACGGCGAGCACUGGCGCAAGAUGCGGCGGAUCAUGACGGUGCCCUUUUUCACCAACAAGGUUGUGCAGCAGUACCGACAAGGGUGGGAGGCUGAAGUGGCAUUGGUGUUCACCGUCUACGGCGAGCACUGGCGCAUGAUGCGGCGGAUCAUGACAUGGGUGGGAGGCUUACGUGGCGGCCGUGAUUGA